AUUAUGCUGAUUUUUAUUAGUCUGUAUCCCUUCUUUGUAUUUUUGUUUUCUAACGGUUCCUACAUGCUACAUCUGUUGUACUGCACAUACUGCUAUUGCAGGAGUGGGAACCAAAUAAUUUUACUCCUUAUGCAUUGUUUGAAAUAGAAACAAUCCAAACGGGCUUUUACAGACUUACAUUUACUUGGAAGUGUGACUUUCCAAAGAACAGGAAAUAUGUGGACAGACGUCACCUGCCAGGCUGGAGCUGUGUCAGCGGCUGGAUCUUUGCAGUGUGAAUGAUUGCAUGUGACGUGUAUGACUGUAUGUGAGGUGUGUGCUGCCUCUUGGUGGUAUUGGCUUUAACUCCAGCUGUACUCCGUUUGAAUGGAUGAUUCUCACCACCAUCAUCGCAAACUGCAUCGUCCUGGCUCUGGAACAGCACCUUCCUGAUGGAGACAAAACACCUCUGUCCGAGCGACUGGAAGAGACAGAGCCCUACUUCAUAGCCAUCUUCUGUUUUGAGUCUGGAAUAAAGAUCCUGGCUCUCGGUUUUGCGUUACAUAAGGGCUCCUACCUGAGGAACGGCUGGAACGUCAUGGACUUUGUAGUUGUGCUCACCGGCAUCUUAUCAUCUGUGGGGUCUCAGCUUGACCUGAGAACACUACGAGCCGUCAGGGUGCUGCGACCUUUAAAACUGGUGUCUGGAAUUCCAAGUCUGCAGGUGGUUCUCAAGUCCAUUAUGAAGGCUAUGAUCCCCCUGCUGCAGAUUGGUCUACUCUUGUUUGUGGCAAUCCUCAUGUUUGCCAUCAUCGGACUGGAGUUCUACAUGGGGCAGUUUCAUAGGACUUGCUACGAUGAUGUUACAAAUGAGACAACGGAUGACAGGCCGUGUGGUACCACAUCGCCGUCCCGGCAGUGUCUUAAUGGCACGCACUGUGGGGAAGAGUGGAUUGGACCCAACUUUGGGAUCACCCAGUUUGACAACAUCCUGUUUGCCGUGCUCACCGUCUUCCAAUGCAUCACAAUGGAGGGAUGGACAAACAUGCUCUAUCACAGUAAUGAUGUAAGUGGCAGUUACUUUAAUUGGCUGUACUACAUCCCCCUCAUCAUCAUCGGCUCCUUCUUCAUGCUCAACCUGGUGCUGGGUGUACUCUCAGGUGAAUUUGCCAAAGAGAGAGAGCGAGUGGAGAACAGGAGCGAGUUCCUCAAGCUGAGGAGACAGCAGCAGAUUGAGAGAGAGCUCAACGGAUACCUUGAGUGGAUCUGUAAAGCAGAGGAGGUGAUUCUGGCUGAGGAAGAUGCUACAGGGAACUUUGAUGGAUCGAGGCGAAGGCCAACCAUCAAAACCAAAAACAACAAGACAGAGCUACUGAACCCUGAGGAAGGAGAGGACAACAUGGGAGACGCAGUAGGUUUUGCACGCUCCAGCAUAAAGAGCGGUAAGGAGGGCUCCAAUUACAGUAAGAAAGAGCGACGGCUGCGAUUCUUCAUCCGUAAGAUAGUGAAGACGCAGGCUUUCUACUGGACAGUGCUCUUUCUGGUGGGCCUCAACACCAUCUGUGUGGCUGUGGUGCAUUACGACCAGCCUGAGCUGCUCACUGACUUUCUCUUCUAUGCAGAGUUUGUCUUCCUUGGUUUGUUCAUGUCUGAGAUGCUGAUCAAGAUGUAUGGGCUGGGCAUCCAGCCGUAUUUCCACUCCUCCUUCAACCGCUUCGACUGUGUGGUAAUAGUCGGCAGUAUCUUCGAGGUUGUGUGGGCCACCAUAAAACCAGGCACAUCGUUCGGGAUCAGCGUGUUACGAGCUCUGCGAUUGCUCCGGAUCUUUAAAGUCACAAAGUACUGGGCGCCCCUUCGAAACCUGGUGGUUUCUUUGCUAAACUCCAUGAAGUCCAUCGUCAGUUUGCUCUUCCUCCUCUUCCUCUUCAUCGUAGUCUUUGCCUUGUUGGGGAUGCAGCUGUUUGGAGGACAAUUCAACUUUGACGAAGGAACGCCGCCUACUAACUUUGACACUUUUGCUGCGGCAAUCAUGACAGUGUUUCAGAUCCUGACCGGAGAAGACUGGAAUGAGGUGAUGUACUAUGGCAUUGAGUCCCAGGGUGGAGUGAAAGACAAAGGGAUGAUUUUCUCAAUCUUCUUUAUCGUCCUCACACUCUUUGGCAACUACACUCUGCUUAACGUCUUCUUGGCCAUUGCUGUUGACAAUCUGGCCAAUGCCCAGGAACUUACCAAGGAUGAAGAAGACCAAGAGGAGGCAGCCAAUCAGAAGACAGCACUACAGAAAGCUAAGGAGGUGGCGGAGGUCAGCCCUCUGUCUGCUGCCAACCUGUCUAUUGCUGCUAAGGAGCAGCAAAAGAACCACACCAAGGGCAAUAAGUCGGUGUGGGAGCAGAGAACAAGCGAGAUUCGCCGACAGAACCUGAUGACGAGUCGCGAGGCACUCUACAAUGAGCUGGAGCAGGAUGACUGGAAGGUGGGAGGGGAGGGAGAGGAGGCAUCCUACCCACGGAAAGGACGUGGUGACAUGAAAACCCACUUGGACAGGCCAUUGGUGGUGAACCCACAGGACAACCGUAAUAACAACACCAACAAGACACAGCCUGGUGAGCUGCCUCUGGAUCAGGAGUACCGGCGCCAAGACAUUGACCACUGCCGUCGUGCCGGCCACUACUAUCACUACGACCGCCAUCGUCAUCAAAAGGCCUUUGGGCCAGAUAACAGAGAGACAAGCCAGCUAACAGAGACCCGCAUGGAGCACGGCUUCAGCUGCACAUCUCUGGGUAACGUGGAGGGCCAUCCAGGGGAGGAGAGGCAUAGCCACCGGAGCCAUCGGGGCCAUCGGCACCGGAACAGAGAAGGCCGGGAGGCUCGCAGCGUCUCCCCCCGCCAGAGUGAGGCAGGGGAAGGAAAUAAUGAGCACAGGAGGUCCAGGCAGCACCGCAGGGCAGCCGGGGAAGGGGAGGAGGGCAGAAGACACCGAUCCAGGGGGACAGAGGGCGAGGGGGAAAAAGGCGUGGAAGGAGAAGGGCGGAAAACAAGACGACAUCGACAUGGCAACCAUGAAAAGGGCAAAGGGCAUUGCAGAAGGGAACACCACAGCACUGGCCCCAGCCUCUCCACCACCCGACCUAUACAGCAGUAUAAUGAGGACCUCGACAACUUCCGCAACAACAGCAAGUUGGCCAGUGCCCACGAGCACCCUUACACCCUACCACCAGAUCACCCUGACCAUGUCAAUAACCUGCUCAACUGCCGUGAUGCUGAUACCCACACCCUGCUUCACAGCAUGGACAGCCUGAUUCUGACUAGCAUGGCCAAGCCUGACUACACAGCCAUAGAAAUGCCUCCUGUCUACCCUUACCCCUCGACCAAUGCCAUCUUACAAGUGAACAAGAACGCCAACACCGACCAGAAGAAGGGCGAGGAGAAGAAAGAGGAGGAAGAUGAGGGCGGAGAUGAAGACGGCCCCAAACCCAUGCCUCCUUAUAGCUCUUGUUUCAUAUUGUCCACCACCAACCCGUUUCGGAAGUGCUGUCACUACAUCCUGACUCUGAAGUAUUUUGAGUUCAGCAUCCUUACUGUCAUCGCUAUGAGCAGCAUCGCUCUGGCUGCAGAGGACCCUGUCGACCCAAACUCACCGCAAAACAAUGUGCUGCGUUAUUUUGACUACGUUUUCACAGGCGUCUUCACAUUUGAAAUGUUGAUCAAGAUGGUGGUGCUGGGCUUGUUUCUCCACGAGGGCUCCUACUUCCGCGACUUGUGGAACAUUCUGGACUUUAUAGUGGUUAGUGGUGCUCUGGUGGCCUUCGCCUUCACGGGGAACAACAAGAGCAAAGACAUCAGCACAAUCAAAUCCCUUCGUGUGCUAAGAGUGCUGCGUCCUCUUAAGACCAUCAAACGUCUCCCCAAGUUAAAGGCUGUCUUUGACUGUGUGGUCAACUCUCUGAAGAACGUGCUGAACAUCUUGAUUGUCUACAUGCUGUUUAUGUUCAUCUUUGCUGUGGUGGCCGUUCAGCUCUUCAAAGGUCGCUUCUUCCAUUGCACAGACGAAUCCAAAGAGUUUGAGCGUGACUGCAGGGGCGAGUACUUGGUAUAUGAGAAGGAUGAAGUUAAAGCUGAAAAGCGGGAGUGGAAGAAGUACGAUUUCCACUACGACAACGUGGCUUGGGCCUUGCUCACCCUCUUCACCGUCUCAACUGGAGAGGGUUGGCCACAGGUGUUGAAGCACUCAGUGGACUCCACCUAUGAGAAUCAGGGCCCGAGCCCAGGUUUCAGGAUGGAAAUGUCCAUCUUUUACGUGGUGUACUUCGUUGUCUUCCCCUUCUUCUUUGUAAACAUCUUUGUGGCUCUCAUCAUCAUCACCUUCCAGGAACAGGGGGAUAAGAUGAUGGAGGACUACAGCUUAGAAAAAACGAGGUCCUGUAUAGAUUUUGCCAUCAAUGCCAGGCCUCUGACUCGCCACAUGCCAAAGAACAAACUGAGCUUCCAGUAUCGUAUGUGGCAGUUUGUGGUGUCUCCGCCCUUCGAGUACAGCAUCAUGGCUCUAAUCGCACUCAACACCAUCGUCCUCAUGAUGAAGUUCGAAGGCGCAUCAUUGGUCUACAAUAACGUCCUGAAGAACCUCAACAUUGUGUUUACCACCUUCUUUUUCUUGGAAUCAGUGCUCAAGAUUCUAGCAUUUGGCCCUCUGAAUUACUUCAGAGAUGCCUGGAACAUUUUUGAUUUUGUGUCCGUCCUUGGAAGCAUCACUGACAUAUUAGUGACAGAAUUUGGGAAUCCGAAUAAUGCCAUCAGUUUGAGCUUCCUGAGGCUCUUCAGAGCAGCUCGCCUUAUAAAGCUGCUGAGACAGGGAGAGACCAUCCGCAUCUUGCUGUGGACCUUCGUCCAGUCCUUCAAGGCUUUGCCAUAUGUGUGCCUACUUAUUGCCAUGCUCUUCUUCAUCUAUGCCAUCAUUGGCAUGCAGUUGUUUGGGAACUUAAAACUAACGGAGGACGAUGGAAUCAACGAGCACAAUAACUUCAGAACCUUCUUCAUGGCCCUAAUGCUCCUGUUCAGGAGUGCUACAGGUGAAGCAUGGCAAGAGAUCAUGUUGGCUUGCCUGGAUAAGAAGGAAUGUGAUGAGAAAUCAGGGAACACAGGAAAGGAGUGUGGCAGCACCUUCGCCUACACCUACUUUGUCUCCUUCAUCUUCUUGUGCUCUUUUCUGAUGCUGAAUCUGUUUGUGGCUGUCAUCAUGGAUAAUUUUGAGUACCUAACUAGAGACUCUUCCAUCUUGGGGCCUCAUCACCUGGAUGAGUAUGUAAGGAUAUGGGCUGAGUACGACCCCGCAGCCUGCCACAGGAGUAAGGGAACGGAGGAGGCUUUGCCAGUCCUUCUGCAACCUGCACGGAUGCAAGCAGCACAAAGUUAA
Archocentrus centrarchus (flier cichlid) is the source of this 5389-nucleotide messenger RNA. Its product is annotated as voltage-dependent P/Q-type calcium channel subunit alpha-1A-like. Gene Ontology annotation, cellular component: membrane; voltage-gated calcium channel complex; neuronal cell body. Gene Ontology annotation, biological process: calcium ion import across plasma membrane; chemical synaptic transmission. The transcript has 38 exons. Gene Ontology annotation, molecular function: high voltage-gated calcium channel activity. The record is from RefSeq and is a predicted model, not a curated record. Lineage: Eukaryota; Metazoa; Chordata; Actinopteri; Cichliformes; Cichlidae. The coding region runs from base 371 to 5389 and encodes 1672 amino acids.